Messenger RNA from Carassius auratus (goldfish), 933 nucleotides. RefSeq names its product stathmin 2a (gene stmn2a). The coding region runs from base 207 to 749 and encodes 180 amino acids. Gene Ontology annotation, molecular function: tubulin binding. Gene Ontology annotation, biological process: regulation of microtubule polymerization or depolymerization; neuron projection development; microtubule depolymerization. Gene Ontology annotation, cellular component: neuron projection; cytoplasm; growth cone. The transcript has 5 exons. NCBI's taxonomy places the organism in Eukaryota, Metazoa, Chordata, Actinopteri, Cypriniformes, Cyprinidae. The record is from RefSeq and is a predicted model, not a curated record.
ACGUCAGUGAGGUGAAGUGCAGCCGGUGGCCAAUCUGCUGUUGCGCGGACUGGAUCAGAACCAGUCAGCCGCUCCCAUUCCUCACAUCCCUCCGCGCUCCUCAUUGUGCUCUGCUGACUCAGUGCCUUAAGCAUCAUCCGCUCUCAACGCCACUGGCACAAACCUCGACCAGUGUGGAAAAUAACACGGAUUCAAGAAGGGACACCAUGGCCAAAACAGCAAUCGCAUACAAGGAGAAGAUGAAGGAGCUGUCCAUGCUCUCGCUCAUCUGCUCCUGCUUCAGCCCACAGACACGCAACAACCUUGUCUGUGAGUUUGAAGAUAUGGAAGUAAAGCCAAUAAACAAAAGGGCCUCAGGCCAGGCCUUCGAGGUGAUUCUGAAACCUCCCUCACCCGUGUCAGACGUGGCCCACAGCAUCACCUCUCCUCCAAAGAAGAGGGAUAUGUCACUGGAAGACAUCCAGAAGAAGCUGGAGGCUGCUGAGAACCGCAGGAGGUCCCAGGAAGCUCAUGUGCUCAAAGUUCUGGCUGAGAAACGUGAGCACGAGAGGGAUGUGCUGCUCAAAGCCAUGGAGGAAAACAGCAACUUCAGCAAGAUGGCAGAGGAAAAGCUCAUUCUGAAGAUGGAGCAGAACAAGGAAAACCGUGAGGCCCAACUGGCAGCUAUGAUAGAACGCCUGCAUGAGAAGGAGCGACAUGCUGCAAUUGUUCGCAGGAACAAGGAGCUGAGGGAAGAACUAAUAGCGUGAAGUUAUUCUCCUCCUCCUCCUCAUACCCUUCAUCAGCAAACCCGUCAUCCUAUCCUGCUCACACACACACACAUAACCACUGGUAAACACCAGUCAGAACAACUAGUGUCACACUCGUAUACAGUUUGAACGGUCUUGCUUGAUUUCAUUAUGGAAGCCCGUUUCUGCCACGAAAUAAAAAAUA